Messenger RNA from Aspergillus calidoustus, 492 nucleotides. The record is from the annotation of a GenBank genome assembly. Lineage: Eukaryota; Fungi; Ascomycota; Eurotiomycetes; Eurotiales; Aspergillaceae.
AUGGCAAAAGUCAGGAACCUUGUCAACAAUAUACCAAACAGCUUCCCAGAAGACCACCCUGUCUUUAUGCUCGGUCUUUUACAAUGGCACGAGCAGGCGCAAUAUCCAGAAGGAAAUUCACACCCAGCUUGCACUGGCCGAGAAGCCUGGUUUGAGCGAUUCGUUAAAGAAAUCAGCAGACCCGCGAUCGAGGCUGGCGACGUUGAAAUUUUAUACGAGGGUUUACCUACCUCCCGCGUUCUUGGAAACGAAACGUGGGAUAUGGUCGCUUUGGUGAAAUUCACAAACAUCAACAUAUUCCGCAACACUGUCGGCAGUGACGACUAUGCACCGUCUAUAUUGGAACACCGUGACGCUGCACUGAAGAACUGGAACUUGCUUUUCUUCACUUCGCCGAAGUCCAGGUCCAGUGAAUACUUCGAAUAUCGACCACGGAAAUUUCGCUUAACUAGCAGCCUGCAUCAAAGACAACAAAACGACCAUAUCUCUUAA